Messenger RNA from Entelurus aequoreus (snake pipefish), 2971 nucleotides. RefSeq names its product ER degradation enhancer, mannosidase alpha-like 1 (gene edem1). The record is from RefSeq and is a predicted model, not a curated record. The coding region runs from base 146 to 2140 and encodes 664 amino acids. The transcript has 13 exons. NCBI's taxonomy places the organism in Eukaryota, Metazoa, Chordata, Actinopteri, Syngnathiformes, Syngnathidae. Gene Ontology annotation, cellular component: membrane; endoplasmic reticulum. Gene Ontology annotation, molecular function: calcium ion binding; mannosyl-oligosaccharide 1,2-alpha-mannosidase activity. Gene Ontology annotation, biological process: mannose trimming involved in glycoprotein ERAD pathway; carbohydrate metabolic process; endoplasmic reticulum mannose trimming.
UGGGAGGGGCUUGUUUGUUGACAGGAAGCGUGUUGAGCAGAAGUUUUCGGUGAAGAGUUGAUUUGUGAUCUAUCAAUGACAAAUGAGUCUCCUCUGGCGCUGUGUGAACUCAAAGUAUGCGUUUUAAGACCGAGCCGCGGCAAAGAUGCAAUGGCGGUCACUCGUAGUUGGUCUAGUGGUGCUUCGGCUGUCUGUUAGCUGUGUGUUGUGGCUCGCCUUCGGACCGGAGCACAGCGAUAGCUCGGACGUCAGCCGCCCCAAAGCUGAGCUCCUGUCCAGGAAUGAGGGGACCGGCGGCAACACAUGUGCGAAGGUCGAAGGAGAGCUCCCCCAAAGAGCCUACCUGAGCUUCUUUGACGACCACACGGACGAUUACGUGCGGAGAUACGGCUCCUUCUCGGACGUGCUGAAAGCAGCUAUGAAGGAAAAGGCCAGAAGCAUGUUCUACUUCGGUUAUGAUAAUUACAUGAAAUAUGCUUUCCCCAAGGACGAACUCAACCCAAUUGACUGCGAAGGGAGAGGCCCUGAUGUUCAGAACCCCUCAAACGUGAACAUAAAUGACGUCUUGGGGAACUACUCUCUCACACUCAUAGACUCCUUGGACACCCUGCUGUGGUCUGACGUGGUACACUUCUGCUGUUUUUGUUCUGCUUGUUGUCUGGUGGCUCCUGUGGAAAAAGCUGUUUAUAUCAGCGGACCAGACACGUUACAACAACAUCACGUGACAACCUCUGAGGAAAGCAACAGUUGUCACCGAAGCCGUCAGGUGCUUGGCAACGUGACCGAGUUCCAGAGUGCUGUCAAGUUGGUGAUUGACACGGUGUCCUUUGACAAGGACUCCACUGUGCAGGUUUUUGAGGCAAACAUCAGGAUCUUAGGAAGCCUUAUCUCAGCUCACAUUCUGCUAACGGACCCCAAACAUCCUUUUGGGAGGGUUGGCUUUGAUGGUUACAACAACCAGCUGCUGCACUUGGCUCAUGACUUGGCUGUUCGUCUUCUGCCGGCCUUUGAAAACACAAGCACAGGCAUCCCUUACCCCAGGGUAAACCUAAAGACCGGAGUCCCGUCCGGUAGCAUGAACGAGACGUGUACAGCAGGAGCCGGAUCUCUGCUUGUGGAGUUUGGAAUCCUGAGCCGCUUGACCGGAGAUUUCACUUUCGAGUCGGUCGCACGACGAGCCGUCAGAUCGCUUUGGAAACUGAGGAACAAUCAGACAGGAUUGCUAGGAAGCAUUGUCAACAUCCAAACCGGCCAGUGGGUGAGCCAGCAGAGCGGCCUCGGUGCCGGUAUGGACUCCUUCUACGAGUACUUGCUCAAGGCCUACAUCCUGUUUGGCGAGAAGGACGACUACAGAAUGUUCCAGGCAGCUUGGGCCAGCAUACAUAACCACCUGAGGAGAGGGCGGGAGUCGUGCAACGAAGGAGAAGGCGACCCGCCCAUGUACGUGAACGUGAACAUGAUGAGUGGCGAGAUCAUGAACACUUGGAUCGAUUCCCUGCAAGCCUUCUUUCCUGGGCUGCAGGUUUUAAAUGGCGAUGUAGAAAAUGCAAUUUGCCUCCACGCCUUCUACUACGCCAUCUGGAAGCGCUUUGGAGCUUUGCCAGAAAGGUACAACUGGCAGCGGAAGGCUGCGGAUGUCCUCUUUUACCCACUGAGACCUGAGCUGGCUGAAUCCACCUACCUGCUGUACCAGGCAACCAAGAACCCUUUCUACUUGCACGUUGGUAUGGAUAUUAUUCAGAGCCUUGACAAAUAUACCAAAGUCAGAUGCGGGUACGCCACCCUACAUCACGUUGUGCACAAAUCCAAAGAGGACCGCAUGGAGAGUUUCUUCCUCAGCGAGACCUGCAAAUAUCUUUUUCUGCUUUUUGACGAGGACAACCCGCUUCACAAGUUGGGCAACAAGUACAUCUUCACAACAGAAGGUCACCUGAUGCCAGUUGACAAGCGCUUCCGGGAGAAUCGAUGGAAGGACAGAAGUCCAUGUGAAGACAAAGACGCGCCAGUGGAGAAGCCGUUUAACGAGCAGCUCGUCCAGAACACCAGCAAUUGCAACAGGAUCCCGGAGGCGCGACGCUACACGCUGCCCCUGAAGAGCGUCUACAUGAGGCAGAUUGAUCACAUGGUCGGCCUGCACUGACAGUGUGGUGAUGUUGUUGCUGCGCGCGCGCGCGCACACACACACGCGAAUGCGUAUACACUUACACUACACAUUAAUACACGCGCACACUGUGAGUAUAUUUGCUGAGGAUCCAGACUGAGUUAAGACACCGGGACCAUUUAUUUUACUGUUUAGGUUGUGUGAGUAUUUGGAGUGUACGCGUAUGUUUGGAAGUGUGUGUGUGUGUGUUAGGGCGCGAGUGAAUUAGGGUAACCGUGUCGUCCUCCUGUACAACAAAUGGCGUAAUGUGUUGUUUAGUGCCUUGCUCGUUAUCACGAGGGCUUCAUCACAGGGACACUAGUGCAGUGUGUGCAAGUUUUAAAGUGGGCUUGUUUAUUAACAUUUAUGGAUCGUAACUAUACAAAAGUGUGAUCAUGAGAGUAAGAGACCCGUCACUCAUGCUCUUAAAGUGCCUUUUUUUUUAAACGUAGCGUCAGGAGGUCUAACACGUUUUAAAUCGUGUUGCUCAAGUCGGUCGGUCUGUAUGCGUGUGUGUGUGUGCGCGCGUGCGUACGAGUGUGUGUUUGUGUGUUUUCACUUGUUUACAACUAAAUCAAGCCAUCAAUUUUCUUGUCUUCUUUUCGUCCACAUUUUUUCCAAGAGGAACAAGUAAAUUGACGGAUUUUAUUUGACUUGAUUGCACUUCUUCAUACCUGCUGAUCAUCUCAGGGUUUAAAGCAAAAACAAAUGAAAGAACAAUUUCACAAACAUAAUGUGUGUAGAAUAAUGAUUGCCUACAAUGCCAGCAGGUAUUUUUUCAUUGCAAAGCUUGUGCGUUUAUUUGAUGAUUAAAAUUUAAAUUACUGAUAA